Molecule: messenger RNA, 1296 nt
Organism: Pyrus x bretschneideri (Chinese white pear)
Lineage: Eukaryota; Viridiplantae; Streptophyta; Magnoliopsida; Rosales; Rosaceae
Product: loganic acid O-methyltransferase-like
Exons: 3
Coding region: 31-1116 (361 amino acids)
Biological process (GO): methylation
Molecular function (GO): S-adenosylmethionine-dependent methyltransferase activity
Source: RefSeq, a predicted model, not a curated record
AGAGAGAGAGAGAGAGAGAGAGAGAGAGAGAUGGCAGCACUGGAAACCAGUACAUUCUCAGAAGCAUUUUCAAUGAAAGGUGGAGAUGGCCCUGACGGCUAUGCGAAAAACUCUACGUUCCAGAGAGGAGUUGUGGAUGCUACCAAAGAACUUCUAAGCAAGGCAAUUGCAGAAAACCUCGAUAUCGAAAUCUUAUCGUCGUCCAAAACCUUUACCAUUGCAGAUUUGGGUUGCUCUGUUGGUCCUAACACAUUUUAUUCUGUCCAAAACAUACUUGAAGCCGUGGAGUACAAGUGCCAAACCCAAGGGCUGAAUGCUCAAAUCCCGGAAUUUCAAGUCGUUUUUAAUGACAAUACUCCGAAUGAUUUUAAUACGCUCUUCAAAUCCCUCCCCCAGGACAGGCGAUACUAUGCAGUGGGCGUGCCUGGCUCUUUCUACGGUCGCCUAUUUCCUAAUGCUUCUGUUCAAGUUGUUCACUCCUCAUAUGCCAAUCACUGGCUUUCUAGAGUGCCAAAAGAAGUAGCAGACAGAAAUAGUCCGGUGUGGAACAAAGGACGAAUUCAUUACUCAAAUUCGACCGAUGAAGUACUAAAGGCUUAUGAAGCUCAAUACGCCGAGGACAUGGAGUGCUUCUUAAAUGUCAGGGCACAAGAGAUUGUUUACGGAGGACUGAUGGUGCUUAUCAUCAUAGGCCGCCCUGAUGGUACCCCUCAUUCUCUUUCUCAGGCAAAUAUGACCUUCCAAAUUUUAGGAUCUUGCCUCGUUGACUUGGUUAGAAAGGGAAUAGUUGAUGAAAAGAAAGUAGACUCUUUCAACCUACCUAUGUACUCCAUGUCUCCCGGAGAAGUGGAAGCUGCGGUAGGACGAAAUGGAUGUUUUAGCAUGGAGAAAAUAGAGAACUUACCUGCUUUCGCACCACCGGACAAUGUCUCUAAAGCCAAACUGCUUGCGACUCACAUGAGAGCUGCAAUGGAAGGAGUCGUCAAGCAGCACUUCGGAGAAGAAAUCUUAGACGAGGUCUUUGACUUAUACCGCAAGAAAAUUGAAGAGCAAUCCUCGAUCUUUGAUGCAGGAAAGUCGAUUAGCUUUCUCGUUGUGCUUAAACGCAAGACUUAGAGAUUGGAACUUAUAUUAUGUUUGGAGUCAUGGGAUAAUCUUCCCAUUAGCUUCUAAAUGAUGUAGUUUCCACCGUUCUGUUUUUCAAUUUCCUGUUGUAAUCUUCUAAGCGUUUAUACCGUUCUGUCUUUUAUGGGGUGAUUUUGUAGGAAACACGUCUGUUCACAACCGUUUCUUCAA